Messenger RNA from Camellia sinensis, 1985 nucleotides. Its product is annotated as stemmadenine O-acetyltransferase. The record is from RefSeq and is a predicted model, not a curated record. Lineage: Eukaryota; Viridiplantae; Streptophyta; Magnoliopsida; Ericales; Theaceae.
UUCUCCAAACAUUACAUUGCAAAAAUUCUCCUUCAUUCGUGUAUAAAACAAAAGUCAUCCCCCUUCAUUUUGUAAUUAAACUUUCUCCCCCUUUCCUUGGUUUUCUCGGGAAACAACACUUUGUUCUUCCUCUGAUAUACGCAUACACAGAUUAAUCAAUAUGGAGGUUGUGGUGAUCUCAAGAAACACCAUUAAGCCAUCUACCCCAACCCCUCCUUAUUUGAGCCAUUUCCAACUUUCAUUCCUUGAUCAAAUAGUCAAUAGAAACAUUGUGCCUUUGAUCUUUUACUACCCAUUAGGGAUUGUUGAAGAUGAUUCCAAAGCCACAAACCUCACAAGAUCAGACCAGCUAAAGAAAUCUCUUGCUGAUGUCUUAAACAAGUUCUACCCACUGGCUGGUCGACUCAAAGAAGACCUCUACAUUGAUUGCAAUGAUGAGGGUGUUAUUUACUUGGAAGCUCAAGCCAAUUGCCAACUCUCAGAAAUUGUUGGACAACCCAACAAUCACCAUGCUGAGCUCAACAAGUUGCUUCCUUGUGACAGGCUUGAUGAUGCCGGUGAUGUACUCUUGGCAAUCCAAGUCACGAUCUUCGACUGCGGUGGGAUGGCGAUUGGCAUGUGUUUUUCUCACAAAAUUACAGAUGGGUUGUCUACUAGUACCUUUGUCAACUCAUGGGCAGCUUCUGCUCGAGGGGAUCAUAGCAAUAUCGUAUGUCCUCGGUUUGAUUCGGCUACACACUUUCCUCCUAGAGACAUGUCUUGUUAUCAGAUGGGCACUGGCAUAACAGAAGAGAAGAUUGUAGCAAAGAGGUUUGUCUUUAGUGCUUCUUCUAUAUCUGAUCUCAAAACCAAGUAUGCUGUGAGUGGGAGCAUGGAACAUGCAAUACAACCCACUAGAGUUGAGGCACUCUCAACUUUCAUAUGGAGCAGAUUUGCUGUGACCAUGAGUGAAGAAGAGGCAAGUCCUACUACUUAUGUAGUGACUCAAGGGGUGAACCUGCGCACGAGAAUGAAUCCUCCAUUGCCAGAGUCAUGUUUUGGCAAUUUUAGUUGGGUUGCCAUAUUCACGUCAUCAAUGGACAAGACUGUGGAAGUGGAAGAGGAAGGUUAUGGGUUUGUGACCAAAAUGAGGGAAGCAAUAAAGAAAAUAGACAGUGAUUAUGUGAAAAAACUCCAAGAGGGUGACACACACUUGAAUUCCUCAAAAGGAAAGGGAGAUAAAUCAUGUGAAGAACCUCCAAAGGAGGCAAUGAGGAAAAUGAAGAUUGUUCCCUCAAACUUUUCCAGCUUUUGCAAGUUUAAACUAUAUGAAGUUGAUUUUGGGUGGGGCAGACCUAUAUGGGUGAGCACAGCUACUGUUCCCUUAAAGAAUCAAAUGGUUUUUAUGCCUACUAGAUCUGGUGAUGGCAUAGAGGUGUGGAUUAACUUAACAGAGGUUGACAUGGCCAAACUUGAAGCUGAUGGGGAGUUUGCCAAAUUUGUUUCUUAGAUCUCUGCCUAAUGACUUUGGUACUAAAGUUCUGUAUUUCACUCAUCUCAUUCUAGAUUUAUGUCGCAUGCUCAAGUUUAGUCCUAUGUGUUGUCUUGUUUUAUUUUUAAUUUUGGUUGGUGUAGGGGCAGGGGAUAGGGGAAAGGAAUUUUGGAACUUUUGUCUAGGUAUUGAACUUGGAUGAUCUUUAAUGCUAUGUUUAGAUUAUGGAUUUCGGAAGAGAUUUAAAAAAGAAAAAAAAAAUUGAGUGAAAUAUAAAUGAAAUAUUAGUUAUAUUUCACGUAAUUUUUCUUUCUCUUUUCUAAAUCUCUAUCUAAAUUCAUGAUUCAAACACAGCUAAAAGUCUACACCAAUCACCCUUUAUCAUUGUGUUGUUUUCAAUUAGUUAUUUUGGUUUUCGAAUUGCUCAAGCUUUGCAAUUUUAGUUUCUCUUCUCUCACUAACUCACUGUCUUAGAUAUGGCAAAGCAAUGUGGUAUGUGGUGUUUUUGGGCUUA